AUGGUUGCAAUGGCCCUAGUCUUGAGCAUCAACGCAUUACCAGGACCAGAGGAUGAAGAAGAACUACAAGAGGAUAAAGAAAUUUCAGCCAACAUCCUGACCGGAUCUGCUGAACAUGUUGGGAACAAUGGCAGCCAUGUCGUUAGUCGGUUUCUUGCUCAAAAGAGAAAGAUGCCAGCUAAGCGUUUGAACUGCAACAAGUUUCCCAGGAUAUGCUUUGCCAGGAGAAGUCCGGGGUCUCAUUGUUGCAAGAAGAAGUGUGUCGAUAUUUUGAAAGAGCAUCUCAACUGUGGGAGAUGUGGGAAUAAGUGCAAGUACAAUGAGACCUGCUGUAAUGGCAAAUGUGUGAACCCAUUUUUCAAUAGGUUGCAUUGUGGAGGCUGUAACAAAUCGGUGUGCUGGCAAUGGCAAGGGGAGUUUCUCUGCGUUUGGGCUCUGCUACUACGCUUAGGACAGGAGAGAUGGAAGUAG
Molecule: messenger RNA, 471 nt
Organism: Linum tenue
Lineage: Eukaryota; Viridiplantae; Streptophyta; Magnoliopsida; Malpighiales; Linaceae
Source: the annotation of a GenBank genome assembly